Molecule: messenger RNA, 1211 nt
Organism: Suillus bovinus
Lineage: Eukaryota; Fungi; Basidiomycota; Agaricomycetes; Boletales; Suillaceae
Exons: 13
Coding region: 115-1152 (345 amino acids)
Source: RefSeq, a predicted model, not a curated record
AUGUGACCUGAUAAAAGUUGACCUGGCGUUCAUGUGUCCAAUCGAGCUCGUUUCUGACCUUUCCCCAGGACUACCAAAGUCUUCACUAGUUAGCAGACUUGGGUCCUUGACCUCAUGGAGGUCCCCGCAUAUAACGAAGAGCAAGUUUAUGCGAAUGUCGCUUACACUGUCUGGGUUACUCGUAUAUGCCAGCUAUGUCCUUGUAUCAUUUUCUGUUAUGAUUACUUGCUCACGCUCGAUCGAGAGGUUGAGUUCAUAUGGAGACGCCCAAUGAGAUCGUCCAACAUAUUAUAUAUCAUCGUGAGAUUCGGUGGCGGCGCACUCAUAUUUGUCACUGCUUCAGCAUUUUUGAGCGAACACACUUCUAAAAAGGUAUGCUUCUGUUCAUUGUUCUUAAACAUUCAAGGGUGGCCCAGUUUUUGCGUUCUUUGGGCAGUUCAGCUCAUACUGCAGCUCCGAGUGUACGCUCUAUACCGUCGAUCUCUAGCAGUCUUAAUUGCGAUGGCUGUCGGAUUUACGAUAGAGGUCAUAACCAUGUCUAUCGUUUUAGGAAUAGGCAUGGCAGAAAAUACCAAUACAAAUACGCCAUUGCCAGGUAUCGGAAUGUGUGCUGUCACGCACGCACCGCCUAUCCUUGCUUACGUGUGGUUGCCCGAUAUUGUUUUUGGAACAUUUCUGUUCGUGCUUGCUUGCAGGAUCGGUUUCAAACGCGGUAGAUUUGGCUUCAACAUCUUCCGCAUGGAGCGAAAAGACCUUGUUGAUGCUCUCGUGUAUGGCAACGUCCAUUACUAUUUCUGCAUACUCGUUGCCAACGUUGUAAAUACGGGAAUCUGGCAAGGGUUAGGGUAUAGCUGGUUCGAAGCUCCAGAGGGGUUCGCGGCUGUCAUUGAAAUCAUCCUUGGAUGUCGGAUGGUGCUGGACCUUAAUUCAGCAGUGUCUGAUUCUGAGGGCUUGCGUCUAUUAGACUCAUUCCCACUUAAAGACUCUUUCGGUGUCAGAGAGGGUCCGACAACACUGUAUUCUGCGGUUAGCACUUAUGACCUCGAGGCUGUACAAGGUCAGCAUCGGCUUACUCAAGAGAUUGAGUUAGCUUCUCCAACUAGUCCUGAGUUUGGGGAAUGUAGCAAUCCGUUUCCUACUAUUGUACACUAGUAUACAACACUGUUUUUUUACAGAAGUUCAUCACUCUCCAUGAAUACAUAAAAAACCAC